Molecule: messenger RNA, 318 nt
Organism: Talpa occidentalis (Iberian mole)
Lineage: Eukaryota; Metazoa; Chordata; Mammalia; Eulipotyphla; Talpidae
Product: acyl-CoA-binding protein-like
Exons: 2
Coding region: 1-318 (105 amino acids)
Biological process (GO): fatty acid metabolic process
Molecular function (GO): fatty-acyl-CoA binding
Source: RefSeq, a predicted model, not a curated record
AUGGCAAUAGCACAGUUGGAUUGUGUGACUCAACUUUCAAAGAUAGCUUCUACUUCAAGGUCUGACUUAAAAUUCACAGAGGAGUCCGCUUUUAAUGCUGGAGAUAUCAAAGUAGACUUACAGCGAAUACUGUUCAUCUAUAGCCACUACAAACAAGCAACUGUGGGUGAUGUAAAUACAGAACGGCCUGGAAUGAUGGACUUCAAAGGCAAAGCCAAGUGGGAUGCCUGGAAUGGACUGAAAGGGGCUUCCAAGGACAAUGUCAUGAAAGCUUACAUCGCCAAAGUAGAAGAACUGAAGGGAAAAUAUGGACUAUAA